Colletotrichum abscissum is the source of this 1485-nucleotide messenger RNA. RefSeq names its product transcription factor tfb2. The transcript has 3 exons. The coding region runs from base 1 to 1485 and encodes 494 amino acids. The record is from RefSeq and is a predicted model, not a curated record. Gene Ontology annotation, biological process: nucleotide-excision repair. Gene Ontology annotation, cellular component: transcription factor TFIIH holo complex; transcription factor TFIIH core complex. Gene Ontology annotation, molecular function: double-stranded DNA binding; ATPase activator activity. NCBI's taxonomy places the organism in Eukaryota, Fungi, Ascomycota, Sordariomycetes, Glomerellales, Glomerellaceae.
AUGUCGGUCAGCUCGGGUCAAUCGCUCCAGCUGGCCGACUACCUGGAGAAGCUGCCCGGCACGACCUUUAGGAAGCUGUACCUGCAACCCUCUACGGCCUUUGCCAUCUUCCGCAGGAUGAUUCCGCCGCUGGCGAAAACCAUCGUCAUGGCUAUUCUAUACAUGCCGCAGCCUAUGCUGCUAGAGGACCUCGAUGUUUGGGUCAAGCCGGACUCAAGAAGGCAAAAAGACCAGGCAAUCUCGACCCUUCGCAGCCUGCACAUCCUCCAAAUCACACCUCCCUCCAAAGAACGGCCACAAGAGAUGCAGCUCACGACAAACUUCAAAAACUCGCUACGGCUCGCACUCGAAGGCGGCGGAUCCCACAACUCCUUCGGCGUGCCCUCCUCCCUCCCCAUCCCGCCCGAAAUCACCGUCCCGUUCCUCGAUCGCUACGCCCGUCGCAAGUGGGAGGACAUCCUCCACUACAUUGUUAACACCGUGAACCCCGGCGGCGCCGACGUCAGCGGACCUAAGGCGUCUGUUAAGGAUCUGCUCGCCGCCGGUGCGCUCGUACGUCGCGCCAACGGUGCCGUCGGCAUCACACAGGCCGGCUUCACCUUCCUCCUUCAAGAGGCCAACGCCCAGGUCUGGACGCUUCUACUGCUCUGGCUCGAGGCCACCGAGCACGCCUCCGCCGUCACAGGAAUGGAGAGCACCGACGCUCUAAGCUUUCUCUUCCUCCUCGCGAGUCUCGAGCUCGGCAGAGCCUACGACACCCAGGCCCUCACCGAACCACGGCGCAAUAUGCUCCCCAGUCUCCUCGACUUUGGCCUCAUCUACAUCCCCCAACACAAAACCCAACAAUACUUCCCGACCCGCUUGGCGACGACGCUCACGAGCAGCUCCAGCGCCCUUCGCAGUGCAGGAGCAGGCUUCUCCGCGGCUCUCGCCGCAGCCACUGGCCCAAGACCCUCUAACGGCCUGACCCCCGGCGGAAGCGAGGAGAACAAGGGCGGCAGCAUUAUCGUCGAGACGAACUACCGCAUCUACGCCUACGGCCAGACACCGCUCCAAAUUGCCGUCCUCUCACUCUUCUGCAAGCUCAAGUUGCGUUUCUCCGACAUGGUAUCGGGCCGCCUCACUCGUAACUCGAUUCGCAACGCCGUCGAGCGCGGCAUCACAGCCGACCAGAUCAUCUCGUACCUUGCCGCCCACGCCCACGAACAGAUGCACCGCAUGGCCGCGGUACGGAACCGGCCCGUUCUGCCGCCCACAGUUGUCGACCAAAUCCGGCUGUGGCAGCUCGAGACAGAACGCAUGACGACCACGAGCGGCUUCUUGUUCCGUGAUUUCGACAGUCCUAGGGAGUACGAGGACAUUGCGGGCUACGCGGCAGAGAUUGGCGUAUUGACAUGGCGCAACGAUAAGCUUGGCAUGUUCUUUGCUAGCAAACACGAGCAAAUUAGGGACUACCUCAAGUUGAGAAAGAAGGCUGAGGAUUAG